CUGGCAAUGUCGCUUUGGACUGGUUUCCCAGCGGGCGUUGGCCAAGGCCAAACUAAGGUAUAUACACAGCUUCGUCGUCCUCUCAAGUGCCAAGCGAAAGCACAUGACUUCGAGAGAAAGCUGUCCCACAAGUUCCAGGUUCCAGAAGAGCUUCUCGAGAAUGCUUCUGAGGAGUCAGAUGAGGAAUCGGUGCUUCUGAACAUGCCAUAUGAGAUUCUCCUCACCAUCUACGACAGUCUGGCCCAUGCCCCAUCCCAGGUUGCACUAGCUCUAACGUGCAAGCGCAUGGCGGUGGUUGCGCGAGAUGUCCAUCUUCACCUCUCACCAUUCUCCGCCAAAUAUGCAGGGUUUCUGCCAAAGACCGUCUUCGACGUUCCGGAGCUGAUGACCCAACUAAAACCAUGGAUGCCCGCGGAAUUGCGCCUCUGCAAUCACUGUCUAACCAAUCGGCCGUGUACCGAGGAGUACUGGGCCACCAUCAUCGGCUGCGAAGUGAGCAACUUCUGGAUCCAGAAGACGGGAUGGAACUUCCACAACGCCAGCUGGCAUAAACAGGUUCACGACAUUUGCCCUGCUUGUCACGCCUCGUGCUCUCUGAGCGACUAUGUCGAUUGCGACGGUUGUCGGGCGCUUGGCCGACUGGGUGAUGUUGAUUGGUCUAGAGUCUCGGACCAUUGGCGAAGGAGGACAGAGGAAGAACUUCGCGCCGGCCACUUUGCGACUUGA
This is a messenger RNA of Exophiala aquamarina CBS 119918, 726 nucleotides long. RefSeq lists its product as uncharacterized. The record is from RefSeq and is a predicted model, not a curated record. The transcript is spliced from 2 exons. The coding region runs from base 7 to 726 and encodes 239 amino acids. Gene Ontology annotation, molecular function: protein binding. Lineage: Eukaryota; Fungi; Ascomycota; Eurotiomycetes; Chaetothyriales; Herpotrichiellaceae.